AGAUAGAGAGAGAGGACCGCUUCAGAGAGCGUGAUCAAGGAAAGAUCAAAUCACAUAUUCAUCAUCCACCUCGAUACCCUUAUCGUACGCCUCUCUCUUACCAUUAAGUCCCUUUAACGUACGCAUAUUUUUUUUUUCCAAAGUACGAAAUAGAAAGAGACCGUAGGAGAGAGUUCUUACAAAUCUUACAAGUACAAAGCUUUGCCCCCUGAAACAAAUCUUUGGCUCUCUCUCUCUCUCUCUCUGGAUACGGUCUUCCUUUUAAUCAAAUCGCAUAAAAGUUUAGAAUUUUUAUUUUGAUUGGUAUCUGUUAGAAAACAAAUGAUGUUCCAUGUCGUCUGUGUCUGCUUCAUGCAACAUGUUGGUUUGGAUUUGGUUACAAAACAUUUAAUCUAGAGUUUAGGAUAAGGUUUUCGGAUUUUUUUCCCUCUCUAGUAAUAGUUUCUUGUCGGAGAGUAGCAGGAAAAAAUAAAUAAAGUUUUUUAUAUUUAUUUUCACUUUUAGAGAAGAAGAGAAAAAAAAAGAGCUAAUUUGCUGAAUAUACUAAAAAUGGUGAGAUACCAUAGAAUGGGGGGUAAAUGGUAAUGAUAGGGGGAAAAAAAUUAGAGGGAUAUAGUGUAUGGAGUGCAAAUAUGUCGAAUCCUUGGUGGGUAGAGAGUCCAGUGACGUCAUCAGCUCCUUCUUUGCACCACAGGAGCAAUAACCCUACUAUGACCCUGUCGGAUCCGAGACUGGACCAUGACUUCACCAACAACAGUGGAAGCCCUAACACUCAGACUCAGAACAGCCAAGAGGAGCAGACCAGCCGCGACGAGCUACCCGCGGUUGAGCCCGGAUCCGGAUCCGGGUCUACGGGUCGACGUCCUAGAGGCAGACCUCCCGGUUCCAAGAACAAGCCCAAGAACCCAGUGGUUGUCACCAAAGAAAGCCCUAACUCGCUGCAAAGCCAUGUCCUGGAGAUAGCCUCGGGUGCUGACGUGGCGGAAAGCCUAAACGCGUUCGCUCGUAGACGCGGGAGAGGCGUUUCGGUUCUGAGCGGGAGCGGUUUGGUCACUAAUGUCACUCUGCGUCAGCCUAGUGCGUCUGGAGGAGUUGUGUCUCUUCGUGGUCAGUUUGAGAUCUUAUCUAUGUGCGGUGCGUUUCUUCCGACUUCCGGUUCUCCCGCUGCAGCCGCUGGUUUAACCAUUUACUUAGCUGGAGCUCAGGGUCAAGUCGUGGGAGGUGGAGUAGCUGGACCGCUUAUUGCAUCAGGACCGGUUAUUGUAAUCGCUGCUACGUUUUGUAAUGCUACUUUCGAGAGGUUACCGAUUGAAGAUGAGCAGCAAGGAGAGCAGCAGCAACCACAAGUAGAAGAAGCUAAGAAGGAGACUGAUGAUAAUGAGAGUGGGAAUGAUGGAAACGAUGGGUCGAUGCAAGCGCAGCAGAUGUAUAGUAUGGGUCCUAGUUUUGUGCCAAAUGGUCAUCAAAUGGGUCAGCAAGACGUGUUUUGGGGGGCUCCUCCGCCUCGUGGUCCUCCUUCGUAUUGAUAGUUAGAUAGGCGGUGGUGGCUGGACGUGGUUCUUUUAACUGGAAUGGAAUGAUUAUAUGGUUAGGCUUUUGUUUAUUAAGCUCUUAAAAUUUUCCUCUUGUGCGGGUAACGACAUUUAGCUAGUGUUUGUUUGUGUUUGUGGCGGUGAUUACUGGUUUUUUGUGACUAGUUAUUUUGAUCGGCGGAUAGCUUUUUAUGGAUGUUAAACUGAUGGUAGAAUCGCAUUUGAGCUUUGA
Brassica napus (rape) is the source of this 1764-nucleotide messenger RNA. RefSeq names its product AT-hook motif nuclear-localized protein 15. Gene Ontology annotation, cellular component: nucleus. Lineage: Eukaryota; Viridiplantae; Streptophyta; Magnoliopsida; Brassicales; Brassicaceae. The record is from RefSeq and is a predicted model, not a curated record. Gene Ontology annotation, molecular function: minor groove of adenine-thymine-rich DNA binding; DNA-binding transcription factor activity.